Messenger RNA from Cornus florida, 1488 nucleotides. RefSeq lists its product as uncharacterized. Bases 72 to 1301 code for a protein of 409 amino acids. The record is from RefSeq and is a predicted model, not a curated record. NCBI's taxonomy places the organism in Eukaryota, Viridiplantae, Streptophyta, Magnoliopsida, Cornales, Cornaceae. The transcript has 5 exons.
AUUCCCUAAUACGAACCCUAGCAACCGUUUGAUUCACUCAUGUGUAUCUGAAUUUUUUUUUUUUUUUGGUGAUGGCGGAGACAAUCAUUACCUCUGAGACACCAUCUUCUUCGUCCCAAAUGAAUCCAUCGUCGUCGUCGCAUAUAAUCUGCCGGGUAUGUCAAAAGCAAUUUUCACAAUAUACUUGCCCUAGAUGUAACAGCCGGUAUUGUUCCCUUAACUGUUACAAGUCUCAUAGCCUUUACUGCACUGAAUCCUUCAUGAGAGAGAAUGUAGUGGAGGAGCUGCAGCGGUUGCAACCUGAUGACGGAACUAAACAAAAAAUGCUGGACAUACUCAAAAGAUUUCAUUCAGAAGAGGAAAUGGAUAUCAUGAAUGAGGAUGAUGCAACUUUGUCAGAGGAGACUAUCCAAAAGUUUUUGUCUGGAGAUCAACUCAAUUAUGAUGAUUUAUCUGCUGAACAAAAGAAACGUCUCCAAAGAGCUCUGAUUUCCGGGGAGCUGAGUAAGUUUAUAGAGCCGUGGGAUCCAUGGUGGUUGAAACCCUCUGCUAGAACAAUCUCUCUCAGCCUGGAUGGAACCCAACUCGUCCAACCACUUAUCAAACAAGAAACAGUGAUAUCAAAGCAAGAUGAUACAGGAAGUCAAUCACGCGACAUUCCACCUGGCCCUGAAAUCCCACUACCCCCAGUUAGCAAGCUUAGCUCAACUGAGCCAUCCCCGCUAUUAGCCAUUCACCUAGUUGACAUGAUAUAUAGUUACUGUUUCACCCUUCGCCUCUACAAUGGGGAUUGGUUGUCAGAUGCCAUAGGCUCAGCCAUGGUCAUUUUGAGUAUAUCGACUGUCUUGGGACUAGGUGGGCAGCCAGAAACUGUGAUGGAAGCUAUGUCUUAUUGCUUGGAGCAAACUUGCUCUCCUGAUUACAGACACAUGGGUGGCUUGCAGUUUGGCCUUGGUCUUCUCGAUGAUGUCGUAAGCCUGCUCUACCUUGGGGGCUGUGCUUUAGUUUGCUUGCUCUGUGAUCUGCAGAGGCUGAUUCAGGCUGCAGAGAGGGAACUGAAGUUGGAGAAACCAAGAAAGUCAAAAAGAGUGGAAAUAAGGAGUAAGCUCAAACUUGCUGAGAGGAAGACAUUUUUUAUGAUGUGUUGGGUCCAUGAGCAGCCAGCGGCAGCUUGGGCUUCCUUGGGAGCUAUAAUAAAGGCAGAGAAGGGUUCAGCAAUGGAUUAUGGAGGCAAUAAGGGUGGUGCUUUGAAAAUGGAGAACAAAACAAGUAUGAGCAAGGUUAUGAUUGAGGAGAUUUAGUGAGCUGCCAUAUCUUGUGAUUUUGUAUCCAUUUCCCUGCUUUUUCUUUUUUUCAAGUUAACAAAAUGAAAAUCCACUUUCUGCCAUUGCUUCUGGUUAAAUAUACCCAUUUUGGAUGCAAACAAAAAUGCAAAGGAAUCAUUUCCAUUUACAUGUGAUGAAUGCCAAGUAAUGUAAUAUUUCUUUA